This is a messenger RNA of Populus euphratica (Euphrates poplar), 1051 nucleotides long. RefSeq names its product elongation factor 1-beta 1-like. Gene Ontology annotation, cellular component: eukaryotic translation elongation factor 1 complex; cytosol. Gene Ontology annotation, molecular function: guanyl-nucleotide exchange factor activity; translation elongation factor activity. Lineage: Eukaryota; Viridiplantae; Streptophyta; Magnoliopsida; Malpighiales; Salicaceae. The coding region runs from base 177 to 854 and encodes 225 amino acids. The record is from RefSeq and is a predicted model, not a curated record. Gene Ontology annotation, biological process: translational elongation. The transcript has 5 exons.
UCAUUCCAAAUCCCAUGAUUUUUAAUCUAGGGUUUCUUUUACUAUUAUAAGCGAUCACUACCACUCCACACAAUUCUCGUCUUUCAAUCUCACUGUUUAACGCUGUCUUUGGCACCCCCCUCUUCCAAGUGAUUGAAAAAGAGAGAUCCAUAUACUUCUCAUCAUUAUCUUCAAUAAUGGCAGUCACUUUCUCAGAUAUCCACACAGAAUCCGGCCUCAAAUCCCUGGACGAGUAUCUUGCCGGAAAAUCUUAUAUCUCCGGAGAUCAGAUUUCCAAAGAUGACAUAAAAGUUUACGGUGCUGUUUUGGAGAAUCCUGGUGAUGCCUUCCCUAAUGCUAGCAAGUGGUAUGACUCUGUUUCUUCACAGCUUGCUUCAAGCUUCCCAGGAAAAGCCACCGGUGUAAGAGUUGGUGCCGCUGCCGCUGCUCCCGUUGAAGCUGCCCCUGCCAAGGAGGCUGCUGGUGGUGACGACGAUGACGACUUGGAUCUUUUUGGUGAUGAGACUGAAGAGGAAAAGAAGGCAGCAGAGGAGAGGGAGAAAGCUAAAAAGGGAUCCUCCAAGAAGAAAGAGAGUGGAAAAUCUUCUGUUCUCUUGGAUGUGAAGCCAUGGGAUGAUGAGACAGACAUGGUGGCGUUGGAGAAGGCAGUUAGGAGGAGUAUUGAGAUGCCCGGUCUCUUUUGGGGAGCAUCAAAAUUGGUUCCAGUUGGCUACGGAAUCAAGAAGCUCCAGAUCAUGCUUACCAUCGUCGAUGACCUUGUAUCAGUGGAUUCCCUCAUUGAGGAGCGUCUCACAGUCGAGCCUUGCAGCGAAUAUGUUCAGAGCUGUGAUAUUGUUGCCUUCAACAAAAUCUAAGACAACUUACAAUCUACUGGUUGUAGUGAAGCCAUCUUUGGCAUUAAGUUUUGCUGGCCAGUCAUUUCCCUUUUGUUUAAUAUCGUGUCCUUGUAAUCUUGUGCUUCUGCUCCCUAGAUCAGUGAGAUAUGAGAUGACGAUCACUUAAAAAAUCAAAUUCCUUCUACUGUGUUUGGAUGAAUGCCUCCAUAUGAACU